Molecule: messenger RNA, 3361 nt
Organism: Oryctolagus cuniculus (rabbit)
Lineage: Eukaryota; Metazoa; Chordata; Mammalia; Lagomorpha; Leporidae
Source: RefSeq, a predicted model, not a curated record
UGUGAGUGCGCAUGGGGGGGGGGGUCUCUUCAGUUUCCCAGGGCCUGUUCUGGGAAGAGGAGGGCAGUGAGGCCAAAUAGACCCUGCACCGCAGUGCUGGGCGGCAGCGAACCUGGACACCCAACCUCACCUGGCCACUGGGGGACCCAAGGGGGGCAGGGCCUGAGAAAGGAGCAGCCCCAGCCUGGCCCCAUCCCAUGCUCUGGGGCCAGCAGGGUUUGACAUAACCUGUCCUGUCUGAGCGGCCGGUCCUGGGCACCAGGCCUGAGGACAGCUGUCCCCACAGUCACUCACACAGAGCCGGCCCCCCCAGUAAGGUCCCCUUGGACAUUUACCUGCUUGCAAGCUGCCUAAGGCUGGCCCCAGCCUCCCCUUCGCCAAGGAAAGGCUACUGGUGGACGCCCAGGCCCAGGACAGCCUGCUCCCCUGGGCAAGGGGCAGGGGGGUAGGGUCCCCUCCAGCCCCUCUGUCCCCACUGGACUUGAAGAUGGCCUCGUUAGUAGGCUCCUGGCACCAGCUCCCUGCCCAGGUCACCAGGUAGAGGUGGCCGCUGGUGAGUCUGGCUGGGAGGUGUGCGGGGCUCCCCUGCUGGCGAAAGCCCCCCUCUCUUAGCCAAAGGUGCCUGGCAGCCUGCCCAGCCCCCACUCUGCGCUCAGCCUGGGGGACCCCAGCAAGGCCCGGAGCCAGGAGCUUAAUUCCGAAGAUCCUUCUUGACUCACAGGGACGAGACCGGCCAGUCUGGCCAUCUCACCCCCGCCAGAGCUCCCACACUCAUAACAGCAUGACCCCCACCACCAUGACCCCCUCCACCUGGCCUCCUCGCGGGCCCCGCCCGCACAGCCCCCCCCCCAUUCCACUGAAGGCAUUUCUGCGGCCGGCAGGGGAUGGCCAUGGGCGUCCCCAUCUUCCCUGCCCUAUCACUCUCCCACCACAGCGGUCACAGCAGUGCCACACCCGCGGCGGUGACCCCUGACCACAUCUGAGCUGGGCCCCAGGCCACUCUUUCCACCCCAGGCGGCUGUCAACAAAUGCCCCUCCCCAAGACCCUACCCGGGGAGGGGGAGCCCACCCCAGGUGAGCCUCCGCCACCAACCCCUCGACCCUCGGAGAGCCACCCCUACAACCCGGCUCUGAGGGCUCCGUGCGUGGGGGACACUCGGGGUCGCUGGCGCGUGGCCAUAGGAUUAACCCGGCGCGGGGCGGGACCGGACUGCGCCACCUGCCGCUACCAUGGCCGCCGGCGGGCGCGCCCGCGCGCAGAGGCCGAAUCUGGACAAGAUGGAGCGCAUGGUCGUGAGCAUGCAGGACCCCGACGAAGGGGUGAAGAUGCGGAGCCAACGCCUGCUCAUCACCGUCAUCCCCCACGCCGUGGCGGGCGGCGACGUGGUACAGUGGCUGACCCAGAAGUUCCGCGUCUCGGAGGACGAGGCGCUGCACCUGGGCGCGCUGCUGGUGCGGCACGGAUACUUGUACCCUCUGCGGGACCCCCGCAGCCUCGCGCUCCGGCCCGACGAGACACCCUACAGGUUCCAGACGCCGUACUUCUGGGCAAGCACCGUGUGGCCAGCCUCCGAGCUGGACUAUGCCAUCUACCUGGCCAAGAGGAGCAUCCAGAGGCGGGGCGCCCUCCUGGACCACGAGAAGGUGAGGCCCGAGGCCCAGCUGGCCCAGACGCCCCCCCCCACUCCCUGCAGCCGCUCCGGGGAGGCGGGGCCCCGCCCCAGGGCUGUGCACCCCGUAUCUGGCAGGAGCACUAUGACCAGCUGCAGUGGAAGAUCAGCCACGCCUGGGACCUGGUGGUGACGCAGGCCAGGGAGCAGCUGAGGGCCAUGAAGCAGCGUCGCAGAGGGGACAGGCUGGUCAUCACGUGCCAGGAGCAGGCGUACUGGCUGGUGAACAGGCCGCCGCCGGGGGUCCCUAACGUGCUGGAGCAGGGUCCAGAGAGGGGCUCCUGUGCCGCCAGCCGACUGCAAACGUGCAAGAGCCUGGAUUUCUACAAAUGGGAGAUCGAGUACGCCAGGAAGGCGCUGGGUCGGAACCGGCUGAAGUCCUCCGUCUGCCUGGAGGCGUACCUGAAGUUCAGCAGCCAGCGUGGGCCGCACGACCCCAUCCUGUCUGGGUGCCUGCCCAGCAACCCCUGGGUCACGGAUGACGACACCUACUGGGCCGUGAACGCGCCCACGGCGGCCACCCCAACGCGGCUCCGAGUGGAGCGCUGGGGCUUCAGCUUCCAGGAGCUCCUGGAAGACCCCGUGGGGCGGGCGCACUUCAUGGACUUUCUGGAGAAGGAGUUCAGCGCGGAGAACCUCAGCUUCUGGGAGGCUUGUGAGCAGCUGCGCUACGGAGGGCAGGCCCAGGUCCCGGCUCUGGUGGACGCCGUGUACCAUUCCUGGCCCCCGGUGCUGCCCGCUGGGUCAACAUCGACAGCCGCACCAUGGAGCGCACCCUGGCAGGGCUGUGCCGGCCUCACCGCUACGUGCUGGACGACGCACAGCUGCACAUCUACAUGCUCAUGAAGAAGGACUCCUACCCGAGGUUCCUCAAGUCCGACAUGUACAAGGGCCUGCUGACGGAGGCUACGGUGCCUGUGGAGACCAAGAGACGGUGAGCCCAGGCCGGCCCCGCCCCGGCCCGCCCCAGGAGUGGGCAAGCGUGUGGGGGCACCCAGCACUCGCCCUUUCUCCUCCACAGGGUGUUCCCGUUCAUGCGGAAGCCACGGCACUGCAGCCCCAGCCCCGCACUCCCCACCGCAGGCCCUGGGGGGGGCGGGGAGGACUAGGAGGGCCUCACUUCCGGUCACCUCCCGGCCCUGCCGCCCAGCCUCCUCUUGGGCCGGGGUCCCUGCAGCUGCCUCACUUGGACCCCAAGUCUCUCCGCUGCCUCCUCUUCCUGGGCAGACCCUCCCCUACCCAGAGGGACUGCUCCAGGGAUGGAGCGCCAUCGGCCAAGGCCAGGCUGAGCAGGACAGCUCUGGGUGCCCCUCCCAUCUCAAGAUCCAGGGAACCUGCCAGCAAAUCCCUGCAAGUGUCUGUCACAUGACACGGAAACGCGGCUCCCACAGCAGCUCCCUCCCUGCCGCGAUCCUGGGGAGCCGGUCCGGGCUGCGUCGCGCUGGCCAGCAAGCACCCGCCUCACCUGGACGUCGCUGCACACGUCCACGGGUGUAGGCCGGGGCUCCUCUGCCCGAUUCGCGCACGGUGACUGCGUCACCGCCCCUCCAACUCGGCAGGUGGAGCUCGGCCAGUGUGGCAGGGCCCAGGUCUGGCCCAUCCCUUCCCCAGACGCGGUGCAGGCGCGCACAGCUCCUGUGCAGCUGACCGGCGCAGCUUCCAGCAUAUAAAUAAAGGAUGCUCAGGCCCUC